AUGGACAGCAGGGCGCGGAGCUCUUCCAGAGAGGCCCACGGGCGAGGUGGCAGAUCCUCUUCUAGGGAGGACAAGAGGGCGAAGGCCGGGAGGGGCAGCGGAGGUCGCACGCACCCGGAUGCUGGGCGGAGCGCCGGGCGGACCGGGACCCGGGGAGAACCCCGAGUCCCCGCCGCCACCACCGCCACCACCGCCACCGCCGCCACCGCCACCGCCACCGCCACCAUAGUGGACGUGGACGAGGUUCGGGGAUCCGGUGAGGAGGGCACCGAAGUGGUGGUGCUGCUGGAGAGCGAGCGACCAGAGGAAGGUAUCAAGCCCUCUGGGUUCGGGGCCUGUGAGUGGCUGCUUGUCCUCGCCUCCCUGUUCUUCAUCACCCUAACUUUCCCUUUCUCCAUCUGGUUCUGCAUAAAGGUUGUACAAGAGUAUGAAAGGGUAAUUAUAUUCCGACUGGGACAUCUGCUCGCUGGAAGAGCUAAAGGCCCUGGCCUGUUCUUUUAUUUGCCAUGCCUGGACACCUACCACAAGGUUGACCUCCGUCUCCAGACCUUGGAGAUACCUUUUCAUGAGGUGGUAACCAAAGACAUGUUCAUAAUGGAGCUAGACGCCGUCUGCUACUACCGCAUGGAAAACGCCUCCCUCCUCCUGAGCAGUCUCGCUCAUGUGCCCAAAGCCAUCCAGUUCCUGGUGCAAACCACCAUGAAGCGCCUCUUGGCACAUCGGACCCUCACCGAAAUUCUCCUGGAGAGGAAGAGCAUUGCCCAAGAUGUAAAGGUUGCCUUGGAUUCAGUGACCUGUAUUUGGGGCAUCAAAGUAGAAAGAACUGAAAUUAAGGAUGUGAGGCUGCCAGCUGGUCUUCAGCACUCUCUGGCUGUGGAAGCUGAGGCUCAAAGACAGGCCAAAGUGCGGAUGAUUGCUGCAGAAGGGGAAAGGGCUGCUUCGGAAUCCCUGAGGAUGGCGGCCGAGAUUCUGUCAGGCACCCCAGCUGCUGCUCAGCUUCGAUACCUGCACACUCUGCAGUCACUGUCCACAGAGAAGCCAUCCACUGUGGUUCUGCCUUUACCGUUUGACAUGCUAAACCUCCUGUCUUCCCCCAGCAACAGAACACAAGGGAGCAUCAACUACCCAAGUUCUUCCAGACCUGUUGAACCACUAAACCCCAAAAAGAAGGACUCUCCUAUGUUAUAGGGGUGAAUGGGCAAAACACAAUGUGAAUCUGCCAUAGAAAACCAAAUCCCCGAGUGAGGCAUUCAGUCCUUCCUGCCCUUGUUUGGUGGGCAAAUAGAAGGCAUUUCGUGUGUGUCACAAGAUGGCCACGUGGAUGAGAGCACAGUGAAAUGGCAGUGGCUCAGAAGGCAUCUAGCUCGUCGUCGUAAUUACAGGAAAGAGACGUAGACUUUUGACUGUCUGUUUGGUUCAAGUUUGAUCUCUGAAGACCUAGUUCAGAUAUCUUCCCCUGCGUCUUACCUGUCCUGUCACAGGCUCUCUGCAGACCCCAC
Messenger RNA from Microtus ochrogaster (prairie vole), 1499 nucleotides. It is a transcript of the gene Nphs2, whose product is annotated as NPHS2 stomatin family member, podocin. The record is from RefSeq and is a predicted model, not a curated record. Gene Ontology annotation, cellular component: plasma membrane. NCBI's taxonomy places the organism in Eukaryota, Metazoa, Chordata, Mammalia, Rodentia, Cricetidae.